CACAAAGAAGAUUUCCCGCCUUUUACUGCAGAAUAGAAAGCUGGAUAUUGUUACAGACAUGCCAUAAAGACGAACGAGGCGUGAGAAAUCGUGACAAACGCCAAACUCAGCAAUGUCCAGUAAAGACUGCAUCCUUGUGUUGAGUGACUCCGACAGUGAUGAUGAUAUUCAGAUUGUGAAAUCAGUGAAAGGAACAGGUGUGUUUCCAAGUCAAAGGCCACAGCCAGUUUUUCCACUGCAGUUAAUUUUGAAUAGUGGCGGUAUAAAGGUAAAAACAGAACCACAGGAUGUAAAAUCAGACCUGACACUGGCACAGCAGUUCCAGGAACGAAGCAUACCUAUUGAAGCAACUCUGAGAGAUUCACAGUUGGUGAAGAAAAAGUCUGACCAAGAGUCAAGGGAGCCAGAACCAGUAAUCCAAAAUCCAAGCCAAACAUCACAAACAAACAAGCUGCCCAGCCAAAAUUUGGCUCCCUUCAACCAAGUGACACAAAUUUCUCAGUCAAACCCAUCUCUGGUUCAACCCUGUCAAACACCUCUUGAAGUUGCGCCUGUUGCCAGUCUGCAGCCAGCAACAUCUUCUAAUUCUCAACAUCGACAGAUUAUUAGACCACAUAAAGGUCCAAGUCAGACAUCUAUCAUACUUGGGUAUCCGCACACAAUUGGUUCACCAUUUGUGCUGGGACAACAGCCAGGACAGCUUCCACAGUUACACCAGCUACCAGUACACGUUCUACAUCCAUGUUCUGUUUCUCAGACAGAACAUGUUGCACAUCAGCCAGGGUCUAUGAGGCAGUCAACAUCUGUGGCACAGCCUAGAUCUAUUCCAGCACAGCUAAGGGCUGCUGCACCACAAAGUCAUGUUCAAGCGCAGGUGGGUGCUGUUCCUCAACGGGCUCCUGUUAUGCAACCAAGACCACUUUCAAUGCAGUCAGCACCUCUUCCAGUACGGCCAGGAGCAGUUCCACAAUCAGCAACUGUUUCACAGCCAGAAGUCGUUUCUCAGCCAGUUGUUUUGCAGUCAUUACUUUCACCACAUGUACAAACCUAUGAACCUCCUGGGCCAAGUCAGCAGUCUAUUGAAAGUCCAGACUCAACCAAUGACAUUUCUGCUACGUUUAACCUUCAACAACGCCAGCAACUGCCAAGGCCUCAACUGACCACCUCUUCAUCUAUUCCUGGAAGGUUGCCAAGGAACCAAACAAACUUUCCACACUUUGAUUCUGAAGCCAUUUCAAAAAGCAUAGGUCACAUUGAACCGCCUGCUAGAUUUCCUUCUGAAAAGCAAACAUUACCAGGAAGGCUUUUACCAACCUCCCCAACCAGUCUUCCUGCACCAUCUUAUCUGCCAACAAUGAAUGCUCAGACUCUCCUACCUGGGUCUAGUUUGAGAUAUCAGAGAACUUCAACAUCAUCAAAUCCAGGCAUGUGUCAAGGACAAAAAAGCAGUAGUGGAAGUCCAUUCCCAAAACCAUUGGAAACUCAUGCAAAGGUUGAUGGACAGGAUUAUACUGAGCCAACGAAGCCAACUGAAGAUAUUGGUCUGCCUUCUGAAGAGCCAAAUGACAGUGCAGCUCGAGGUGUUUUGCAUUUGAAGCAACGAAGCAUUAUCAAUUGGUUCUCAAACAUCACAAAUAUGUCUCCCCAAAAUACUGAGGAAAGUUCUCCGCAACAUCAAGUUCAAGAUGGAAGUACGACUACACGUUCGGACCAGUGUUUGCGGGAUGCCCAGACGCAAUCAUCUGAUAUCAACUCCUCUGUCAAUGAGGAAGAAAAUUCUGAAGUAUCCAGCAGUCAGGUCGGCAGCUUUAACAGGAGGAAAAGUUUAAAAAGACGUUGUCCUUCAGAAGUUUGUUCUGAGGAUGAAAGUGAUGAAGACUACAAACCUGAUAGUGAAGGUUCAGUUACCUCUGAAGAAGAGUAUGAAUAUCCUGAUUGGGAUUCUGAGGGUGAAAUUUCGCCAAGCAAACGGAAAGAACCUGGGCCUAUAUCCUCAUCACCAAGUAAAAAAAUGCACCUUUUCCGAAAUGGAUCUUUCUGUUGCCGAAAUUGCGAAUUUAAAAGCAAUGUCUUGAAGCAUCUCAUUGAUCAUUCCAAAAAUGAUUGUCGAACAUUAGAGGAGCGAAAUUCUACCAAUUCAGAGAGAGGCUCCAAAGUCAUUCAGAUGAAACCCCAAACCAAUGAAUCAUCCAGUAAUAUUACUACCAAAACUAACAGCAUAAGCUACUCUGAAGUGAGUAAUGUAGGCCGUUCCAAACUCCUGACAGAAGCAACCCAUACCCCUGAAGAAGCAAACACAGUUUCCCAAAGGGACAAAACCAAUAUAAUUAGAAACAGACAUGCUGAUUGUUUGGAUGGUGAGGGUGGACCUAAAGCCAAAAAACAGUGUUUGACCCAGCCUUCUACACAUGACGUGUCCAAAAGUCAUGAUGGUCAAAUGAAACCUGGUGUUGAAAAGGAAAUGGCACCUGGUGUCGAAACAAAGAUGUCUUGUUCUCUCUGUAACAGACUUUUCUUAGAAGAGAAUGUGUAUCUCAAGCAUAAGGAGAUAUGUGGAGAUUCUGUGGGUGAGUCUUACUCCAAUGGCACUCCAAAAAGUACUGCACCAAAGCAGAGGUUUACUAAAGUUAAAAAUACACAGGGAAUCAAGAGCGAUACUGUCAAGAAGACAGAAAACUGUAGAGAACCCCAACUUCUUGCUGGUCAGAACUGCUCUGAAGUUUCCUCGUGGGCUAAGUGUGUUUAUUGCUCGAGAGCCAUGGAAAACCAUGAAGCCAUGCGAGAACAUGUACAAGAUCACACCAGAUCGGGCGUUAUACGUAACAACUGUCCCGUCUGUAAGAAGAUAUUUUCAAGCAUUGCUCUGUUACAAAUUCAUAUGCAUCGCAAGCAUAAGGAAAAUUCUGACACGGAAAGAAACAAUAGUUUUUGUUGUCCGGUGUGUGCUCGGCAACUAAAGACCAAAUCAGCACUGCGGAAUCAUCUGAAACUUCACACAGGAGACUCCAAGUAUAAACCCUUUGUAUGCUUCUUGUGUGGAUGGUGUUUCUCGUCAACCUUGUUUAUGCGAGAUCAUUUGAGAUAUAAGCAUAAAAUCAUCGUAGAUUCAGCCACGAAGGACUAUAAUGGACCAACAGGUGUGCUGGAAACGGAGAGUAAUGAUUGUGCGGGCCCUUCAAAGCUGGAUGAGAAAAAAGAGGACAAGAAUAACGAAAACAGGUCUGAGAAUCCCGAAAAGCGAAAAACUGAAGAGAGUGAUCGAGAUAGUUCGAUGCCUGAUACACUUGAGGGGUUUAAAUGUUCUUUCUGUCCACGUGUGCUCACGAACAACGGAAAUUUGCAUAGGCAUAUGAGAUUGCAUGCAGAUGGUCAUAGUAAACAAGCUGAAUGUCCUCUGUGUAAAUCAGUUUACUCAUCUAGCUACGCCUUAAAGAGGCAUCUUAGAGAAAAACACGAAAACUUUGCGCACAAACCUUUAAAAAAAAAGCAAGGGGCUAAAUGUCAACAGAGUUUUGAACCUGGUAAGAAGCUCAAGUGUUACGCCUGCCCGCGAGUGUUCGCGUUUCAGUCAUCUUUCUCAAACCACGUAAAAAUUCACGAAAGGCCUAAUCAAUCCCGGUGUCCUGUUUGUGAAAAGACCUUAAAGAACGAUCUAGCGUUACUAGUACAUCUCGGAAAAAAACAUAAUAUGUCAAAGGGCUCUGGGAAGCUGCUAGGUUACCCUUCCGUUGAAAUGAAACACAAAGGUCAGUUUUGUAUACCUUGUGAUUUUAGGACUGAGGACUCUGAAAAGUAUGAAAGCCAUCUUCAGUCCAGAACACACAAGGAUACAUGGGUUGGCUUGGAGAAAAAGGGCAAUGUUUAUUAUUGUAAGCCAUGUCCUUAUAAAACCAGAAUUUGGCAAUUUUGGUACAGGCACAUUCGGACGGUCAGACAUAAGAACAGUUUAGAAAAAUGGAAAUUGAACUCAAGGCCUGAUUGUGACUCGAGGCCAGAGGUGACCACGCAAACUGAUGAAAGCCCACCCAGUUAUAAUCUGACAUCGAGUGAAACAAUAAUUCCAGAGAAAGGACACAUGUCUCCAAAGGACAACGAUUGUUUUGACUCACAAAUGCCUGCUGGAAGUGUGAACUCCCCUUUUGGCGAGACAACUGUCAAACUGUCGCCAGUUAUGUCUCCGGUAAAGAUGGACAGUGUAGUUGUAUCUGAUUCUGCGAGUCUUUUCGGAAAGAGAUCUAUUAAACUUGUGUCAGAUUUUGGUGAUUUUGCAAAAAUGCCAUACGCUUGCGCUCUCUGCUUCUUCCGUUGCCGUGAUCUUGAUGUGUUGAAUGAUCAUGUCAAUUGUCAUUUAUCUGGUACUCCUUAUAAGAGAUCCAAAGAACCCGGUUUGGCAAUUUCUGGGUUUAAAGCGCCUUUACCCGUCAACUGCAGUAUGGGCACUCCUGGUUUGAAGACAUCUCCAUCCAGCUCGAUGGCUUUUGCAUCUGGAAUCAAAGUGUCUCCAGGAAGUCGAAAUUCUCUGCAACCAAGGGUGUUACUCGAAAAAAUUCUACCAGGAAGCAGCAGUGCUAAUUCAGAAACCAAAGGUGCUGUACAACAGCGACCUGUGAAUACGGUUUCUGUGCAACAGCAGCCUCUGGAUAUACUUCCGGCGCAACAGCGAUCUUUGUCAACGAACCCUUUGCAACAGCGGACUAUGAAAGCGCGGCCUCUGCAUCGACGGAGUAUGGAAGCGCAGCCUGCGCAACAACGAAUUACGGAAGCGCGACCUGUGCAACAAGGGACUAUGGAAACCCAACCUCUGCGGCAACGGACUAUGGACACGCGCCUUCUACAACAACUAUCAGUGGAAGAGCAACCUCUGCAACAACGAUCUGUGGAAGCGCAACCUCAGCAACAACACCAUAUAGAAAAGAAGCCUCCCGGUUUCACAUACAUUCCUGGAAUUCAAAUUUCAAGAAAUGACCCAAUUUAUGGAGAAUAUGCUUCCAGUAUGUAUCCUCCCCGUAGCCAGCCGCCUGGUGCUGCUAGAACACAGACUCAUAUUAAACAACCGGUUCAGAUGCCUUCCUUGCAAUAUCCCGAGCAGCAGGGUGGUAUGCCAGUUGAGCAAUUGGGCACAGCAGAUUUAAUCGACCCAGGGAGAGACUAUGUGAAAGACUUCGGUACCAGGGAGCCUUUCCGGUGUUUGUACUGUGGGUUGAGAACAACAACGCUCAGCAGCCUCGUCAGACAUUUUGAUGUGCAGCAUGCGGAUAUCAUUCAUUCUAAGGCUGUCCAAGCUAGGCUUAGAUCUGAGCAACCGUUUUCUGUGUAACACGAUUAAACACAGUGCAUUUUGCAUUCGUAACUUAUUUUGACGCCGCUUGUGUUAUAAUGUGUACAUGUGUAGAAACGCAUGUUUUUAAUGCUUAUUUUAUUAAGAGGAUGAUGCUUGGUAUGAACCCCGGAACUAAUCCACGAGCACCGCACGAUCCUUUUCACCCCAUAUAUCAUCAUCGUUAUACUGGUGAACGUGUCAUCUUAGUCCUUGUUACCAAAAAUAACAGUAAUUGUGCAAGCUCAUUUCAUGGCUCCUAAUUGUGCUCAAAUUAGAUCUUUUACCAGAAUAGCCCUUUGUAGGUGUUUUAUAUCUGUUGUAUACAUAUGUAUUUUAUUGGAAUUAAUACGUCUCAUCAAAGUUGAAAUGAAUGUAAAUUUAUCGAUGCCUAAUGAUACAUCAGUGUAUAAAGUUGCUGAAAAUGAGUUGCCUGAUAGGUUUUCUGAUUACUACAUUUGUUUUUGAAUAGUUUUAUCCUUUCAGCAUUUCUAUUUUUGUCAUUCGUUGUGAAUUAUAUUUGAUCUGAAAUCGCUAUUAUUAAAUACCGUGAUAAUAGAUAUUUGUUUUUAUUUACUAGGUAAAUAUUUCCUUCAGUGCGUGUGGCUAUAUAAUACAUGUAUAUAUGCAUAUGAAAAUAGUGUAAAUUUACGAGAUCCUUUCGUGUAAAGUUUUCCCAAUUUCUUAUAUCAUUUUGUACUGAUAUAUAGCAGAAUAAUAAUCUACCCUAUCGUAGGUACAUACAAACUGAAGUGAAAGUCGGUGUGUUCAUUUAAUUAUUGAUGGGAAGCUUUUGUCUUAUGUUGUAAACUGUGUGUAACUCUUGGAAUAUCGGUUUACCGUGGUAACGAGCAUCAAAUUUGCAACAAUGUAUUGUUUAUGUAUGCUGUCGGCUGUCGGGAGAAGAUCAAAGCCGCCUAAUCUCUGUGCUAGUCUUCCGUACAGGGCCCAUUGUAAAUGAUAUCUGACAGUCUUGGGUUCAAAUCUGGCACAUUCGUUUCCAUUUUUUAUUUUAUUUUUACUACCGGCAUGCAGUUCAUGCAGGAUGUACAGAGGUGGACUCUGCAUCUAUGUUUCUAUAAUUGUACUGAAUAUUGUGGCUUCGUAUGACCCUGUCAUAAGAAAACGCAGUAUAUGUACACACACCAAAUGACUCGUCGUCAUCAUAUGACUGAAAAAUUAUUUAAAAAACGUAUACGACGUUAAACCCGAAACAUACAUACAUACAUACAACGUUUAUGUUCAACCGUCACACAUUGUCUCAUCUAUUUAACGGUUGCAGACAUCGUUUAUGUUCAACCGUCACACAUUGUCUCCUCUAUUUAACGGUUGCAGGCAUCGUUUAUGUUCAACCGUCACACAUUGUCUCCUCUAUUUAACGGUUGCAGGCAUCGUUUAUGUUCAACCGUCACACAUUGUUUCCUCUAUUUAACGGUUGCAGACAAUGUUAGAACAUAACACGCCAUCAUAUCAGGAAGCAAUCGUCCUACAACUAAAUAUUAUGAAGCAUAUCGUUAAAUCCUCAAGCAUUCAUUCACUCUAGAAAUCAUGGACAUUGUCUCAUUGCAAGUCGUGUUUAUAGACGCCUUUCCAUUGCAUUAUGUUCACAGGAUCAAGCUGGGGACAAGCUCGUCAAAACAAGUGUAGGCCUAGUCGUUGUACUCCUUGUUCUUCUCUGUAAUAGGACAUUGUGGAUAGUUGUGCUCUUGAAGCAAAGACUGAGGUAGUUGAGUAGCACUGCACUGCAUGACAACAGUUACAUACUGGCAAUAUUGUUGCCCACGAGGGCUUCAUAUGGCGU
Liolophura sinensis is the source of this 7118-nucleotide messenger RNA. RefSeq lists its product as uncharacterized. The coding region runs from base 113 to 5317 and encodes 1734 amino acids. NCBI's taxonomy places the organism in Eukaryota, Metazoa, Mollusca, Polyplacophora, Chitonida, Chitonidae. Gene Ontology annotation, biological process: regulation of gene expression. Gene Ontology annotation, cellular component: nucleus. The record is from RefSeq and is a predicted model, not a curated record. The transcript is spliced from 3 exons.